AACCAACAACCAACAUACAAAUCAACGCUCAUGCGCCACCCUUGGUACUAAUACCGCAGUUUCGAAGUACCAAACCAAGUAAAAGUACCGUGAAUUUGAAUGAUUUUAAUUCAUCCCCUUUCCGUUUUGGAAGAUUUUCGGUUAUCGAAGAAGUGAUCAUCUAAAUGAAGUGUUGAAAAAGGUUCAAUAUGAAAAUUUUUCUUUCUUCUUUUGACGAAAGUGUAAGCAUAAGAAAUUUUGGACCACGUAGACGACCGUCAAAUAAGUACCCCGUACAAAAUUAUUUACUAUCUGGAGUGGCAGUGACUGAUAAGAAAAUUGAUAACCAUGUCCUCCUCAUUAUUCAAAGCUAUAUAUAUUACUGCGUUUGUGUCCUAUGCAAUCAUACCGCUCGAUUAUUUGACAAAGUAAGGUACUGGAUUUUCGAAGGGAGCAAUCCACACAUGUCGUGUAAAUCUUGCCAAUGUACAGGAAAAAAUUCUCAAGCUAUCCUUGUGACUGGAGGGGGUGGUUAUGUUGGAUCUCAUACUGUAGUUGAAUUAUUGAAUGCUAAUUUCACUGUAGUAGCUAUUGAUAAUUUAUCAAAUUGUCAUGCCCCCUCCAAAGAUGACAAACCAGAGUCUCUCAAAAGGGUGGAAAAGAUUACUGGAAAAAAACUGGUAUUUUACAAUGUGGACAUAAGAAAUAAGGAUGACUUAGAUAAAAUUUUCAAGAAGCAUAAAAUUUCCACCGUUAUACAUUUUGCAGCUUUGAAAUCUGUAGGAGAAUCUACACAAAUACCUCUAUCAUAUUAUGAAAACAACGUUGGGGGGUCAAAUAAUCUAUUUCAGGUAAUGCAUGAUAAUGGUGUGAAAUCUUUGGUUUACUCAUCUUCAGCAACAGUGUAUGGUACUCCCCAAUUUUUGCCAUUAACAGAGGACCAUCCAACUGGUCAAGGUUGUACAAAUCCUUAUGGUAAAACGAAAUAUUUUGUAGAAGAAAUUGGCAAGGAUCUUUGUACUGCUUAUCCGGAAUGGAAAUUGAUAUCCUUGAGAUAUUUCAAUCCUGUUGGCGCACAUCAUUCUGGAAUUAUUGGGGAGGAUCCUUCUGGAAUUCCCAAUAAUCUAAUGCCGUACAUAUCACAGGUUGCUAUUGGAAGAAGAGAAUUUCUCAGGGUUUUUGGUUCUGAUUACGAUACAGUGGAUGGUACAGGUGUCCGCGAUUAUAUACACAUUACUGAUCUAGCUAUUGGUCAUUUGAGAGCUUUAGAAAAAAUUUCAGACCCUUCAUUCCUAGGCUUUCAAGCUUACAAUUUAGGAACCGGUCGAGGUUAUUCCGUUCUCGAGGUUGUUAAAGCGUUCGAAAGAGCAUCUGGAAAAAGGGUGGAGUACAGAUUAGUUGACAGAAGGCCGGGAGAUAUCGCUACAUGCUAUUCUGAUGCCAGCCUGGCAAAGAGUGAACUGAACUGGAGUGCAGAUAAGGAUAUUGAUGAAAUGUGCAAAGAUACAUGGAAUUGGCAGAGUAACAAUCCUAGUGGCUUCAGCUGAAACGCCCCUAUUUAUUUCUUUCUAGAUAUUUAUUCGAGGAAUGAAACUUGGCAUUCAUACAUUCAACGAAGAUGAUUCUUAAAUUACCAUAUUCGUAACAUCAAACUUCAAAUUGGUAUUACAUCUGAUGAAAAUUAUUGUUAAGAGUUGAAACUUUUAAACUGAUUUGAUUUGUAGUAAUACUAAAUUUUUAAAUUAUUUCUGUGUCUAAAAUACUAGCAAUAAUUGUAUAGUUAUAAUGGAAACACAAAAGUUCCUUCCCCAGAUAUUACUAACACAAAAAUGAAGAUCUCAAAAAUUUUAAUUAUGAUCAUGAAGGGAACUCUCAAUUGCCAAAGAACGUCUUGCAUAAAAUAACAUUUUUAAUACAAUGUGAACAUCAAAGAGAGAAUUUGUAGUUUUUUUUAUAUGAAUCAGAGAUAUUUUAUUUUUGUUUUCUCAAGAAAAAUAACAUUGAAAACAAGCAAUAAUUUUAUUCAGCAACAAUUGAGUAUAAUUAUAAAUUGAUAAAUUUUAUCUUCAUUUAAUUAUUGCACUAACCUAUUUAUUUAUUUAUUCUCCAUUUAUUGUUAUAUAUGUUGAUUUGUUUGGUUAGAUAUACAACCAGUGUUUGAAGCAUUUCCAUGUUAUACAGGACUCAUCAAUAAAGUAAUACAAUGUCAGUUA
Molecule: messenger RNA, 2192 nt
Organism: Coccinella septempunctata (seven-spotted ladybird)
Lineage: Eukaryota; Metazoa; Arthropoda; Insecta; Coleoptera; Coccinellidae
Product: UDP-glucose 4-epimerase-like
Exons: 6
Coding region: 189-1526 (445 amino acids)
Biological process (GO): beta-D-galactose catabolic process via UDP-galactose, Leloir pathway
Cellular component (GO): cytosol
Molecular function (GO): UDP-glucose 4-epimerase activity
Source: RefSeq, a predicted model, not a curated record